AUUAUUUUGAAAUGACCUUUUCUAAGCACUGACUGAAAUGGAUCAUCUGAAUCGGCAGGUUAAUUUUUUAUUUUAUUCUAUAUAACAUUCAUACAACCUUUGCAUCCAACAUAUUUAAAGAAAACAAGAAAUGUCAUGAACAGGUGUAGUAGGUUACAACACUACCUUCCAAUGUACUGUACUUAAACCAAACAGAUGGCACAAAAUGGGAAUGUUUAGGACAUUCGCCUCAUGUGUGAAAGUGACUUUCUAUAUUAUGAAUAAAAUAUUGUUGUGUAGGUUAUAAUGGCAACAUUCUUUGUUCUUGACAAUAAUUAAAAAAUUUAGGAAUUAGUUGUAGAUUUUAUAAGCUACUUUAACAUGUAGUCAAGGAACAAACAUAACACUCAAAAGAGCCAAAUGCGAGUAAAACUUAGCUUAGUAAAUAUAAAUGACAUGUAGUAACUUUAAAAAAACAAGUUUAAACUGAAUUUCAAGAAUGAUAAUCUGACCUGAUUCAAAUUCAAGACCAAAACUGUCUACUAAGAGAUAUUUAUCUGUCGUGACAGAAGAGUUUCCCAAGAACAUUCACUUCAGUGGAAAAGUUAGUAAAAAAUGUCAAAAGACAGUGCCGAUUUUUCAGGGCCAGCAAAGCCUUCGCUGCUGGCCUGACAUGCUAAAUAAAUACAGAUUUUUCAUCCUUUCAUUUUCAGUCACCUUUUUGUUCUGUAUGACCGUGUGAUUGCUUAAUUCAUUAAACAGGAUCAAGUGAAUUUCACUUCAAGCAAAUUGGUAAGUGCUUUUUGCAUUGUUAAAGCAACAUCAGGAGUUUUCUAAGUGUAAAUUAGGCUGCUUGUGCAUUCAGUGUCGGAUCAAGUUUUGAAAUGUAGUUUCCAUUCAACUCAGAAAUUCUGAUUUUCCAACUUCCUACUGGGAAAAGUGCAAUAGAAUGCAUCUUGACGUCAGAAUUACAACUUGUAGGCUUGUGCUGAAAUUUUCAAAUCUGAUUUAGUCGAGAUGCAGGGGCAUGAUGUCACACAAAUAUGUCCACACUCAGGGAGUUAUGCAAAGUAAUUUAUAAACAUUCACUUUAUUUAGUAAUAUUGAUAAAUGAGUUUGUUUCCACAUUACAUGAUAUUAAAGCUUGUUUAACAAAUGACUGCAGAAACAGGUGUAUAAAGCAUUAUAAUCUCUUUUAAUAAUCAUACACCUGAAGCACAAAGGCUAGCGCUGCAGCAUUGUUUAUCAGUUGGGUUGCAACAAGACAUCUCUAAUAUCAGUCAAACACAUGAUAAGCUAACAGGAGCGUUGCAGUUUUGUUGCCUUAAAUGUCAUCUUACGAAUAUCGAGGAAUGGAAUGCAUUUAUGGUCGGAGAUAUCAAGUAGGAAUAUCCCAAAUCCAACUUGAAUGGAACGCAGCAUAACCGUGUACCCUGACAAAACAACAUUUAUUGCAAGCAACAUUUAAAUCGCAAAUAUUAUUAGAUAGAUUUUUCCAGGUAUUAUAGCCCUCCUUGGUAGAUUCAAAUGAAAAAUUAUGAGUAAAAUUAUUACUGUUCGGGAGACGAACAUUUCACAAAACAGUCAUGGUGCAGUUCCCUGACGGAGGGAACAAGAUGUUGUUUUGAAUGUAGUACACAAGGGGUCUUUCUUGAGACCCUUGCAUACCUCUGAACUUGAGAAAAGGCCAAUGAGAAAUUGGCAGACAGAAUUUGCGUGUCCCUCCCCCAAACAUACGGGUAUCAAGGGAAGCGGACAUGCGUCUGUCAGUCAGUCAGGUUUUUUUUGGGACCCAAAGCCCGGUUGAGAACUCGCAAGUCCAAGAUUGGCCACAACCCACUGCCUAUUUUGGGCUGUAGAAACCCUUCUUCAUCUCGGCUGGAGGGACGGGAUCUAUCACGUCCUUUAGUAGCAGAGUUGUAAUCUCUGCCAGUAAGGAGGUGGAGCGAAUACCGCUGAAACUAGGCGGAAGCCUGACGAAUUGCGUAGCCGAGUCGGAUGGUCCUGGCUAGCCAACGCAACGGGCAAACGGGUCGCUCUUUUAUUGAGAAUGUUGGUACUGCAGCCCGAAGGGUGUGCACCAGAGUAAAAUAAGGAUUUUCCUCCUGGUCCUCCACCAGGGGACGGAGUGGUCCUGAUACCAGCUCCGGAGCGAACAUCUGACUGCCCGGUCUUCCGUCUCAGGAGAGCUUUGGAGGUAUCAUCCAAUUCCGGGGGCUCGAGGGAGAACGCAGGCUGGCUGUGAAGCGAGCCGCACUCACCUCAAGCCCGGGUGGAAGCAAGCGAGCAUGCUUGUGGGUGGGUGGGUGGUUAGUGGGUAUUUACCUGGCAAAACUGAGCCCGCUGCCAUCCCCAAAUCGCCUGCAUCGCCAGCCGGGUCUUCCUCAAUCCCAUGGGAAGAAGGAGCGAUGCGGGGGGGCGGCUGAAGUGGCAUUCACUUUGAUGAGUGAAAACCUCGACCGCAACGCUGCCAUGGUCAUGUUCUCGCAUUGAGUAUAUGAACCAUCCACAAAUGCUGCCUCAGUGUGAUCGCUACCCAGGCACACGAGGUACUACAUUCGACACAAGGUCGAGUGAGUGACAGAAGGGGAAAUUAGGCUUGCUUGAGCAUUAAGUGUCAUUUCAAGUUUUGGCUUUUGUGCGUGGAUGUGUUUUUAAUUUCAGUUGGUAUUUCUAGUUAGAUGCAACAUAAUGUAUGAUGCCCAAAGGCAUAGGGUGUCUUAUUCAUUGUGAAACUGUGUUUUCUUAAUGGCAUGAAUCACACUGAAGGCCUAGACUUUAAAUGCACAGCCAACCACUGCCAAAAGAAGUUUGUCAUUAAUAAACAAGGGGAAAAAAUAAUUACAUUGUCAAAGGUACAAAUAUAUAUAAAUAUUUUUUAAAAUAUUGCAAAAUACAGUUUCAGGGCUGGUAAGAAAUGUUUUUACCUUCAAUUUUCUCAAUUCACCAGCUAUUAGUAGGUUGACAGAAAUAUUGUAGCAAAUAAAUAUGGGCAUAUUAUAUCAUAGUUAUAGACAUUGCACACGGUUCCACAGAUGCAAACAUUUUACAUUUUUUUAACGGUCACAUCUAUGUUUACUUUAACUAAGACCUCUUCUCACCUUUGUUCAUAAAAUUUUCAGAUUUUGUACUUUGUUGAAGUCAUGGACAUGGCCAUGUCUGAUCUCCAUUUUCUAUACAUUAAAAUCCUACGCAAGAGCUUGAGACAACAAGGGUGAGCAGGUGGCAAAUUUCCAUAGUACAUGCACAAAAGCACAUGGUGCUUUAUAUUUUGCAACAUUCGCAAAUGUGCAGGAAAGUCAGGUAUAUAAAAGCCCAAGAGCUAGUGUGACAACCUCAACUCAGAAAUGGCCUUCUUGUGGAUCCUGACGUGUCUUGCCUUAAUUGGAACAGCCUUUGGUUGUGGCACUCCUGCCAUCCGUCCCAUUAUCACCGGCUACUCCAGGAUUGUGAAUGGUGAGGAGGCAGUACCUCACUCCUGGCCCUGGCAGGUGUCUCUUCAGGACUCCACUGGUUUCCACUUCUGUGGUGGCUCCCUGAUCAAUGAGUGGUGGGUUGUGACUGCUGCUCACUGCAAUAUCAGGACCUCUCACAGAAUCAUCCUGGGAGAGCAUGAUCGUUCCUCCAAUGCUGAGCCCAUUCAGACCAUGAGUGUAGGCAAGGUCUUCAAGCACCCUAACUACAACAGCUUCACCAUCAACAAUGACAUCACCCUGAUCAAGCUGGCCUCUCCUGCUCAGAUCGGCACUCAAGUGUCUCCUGUGUGCCUUCCUGAAACCAGUGACAACUUCCCUGGUGGCAUGAAGUGUGUAACCUCUGGAUGGGGCCUGACCAGGUACAAUGCACCUGAUACACCUGCCCUGCUACAGCAGGCAACUCUGCCUCUGUUGACCAAUGAGGACUGCAAACGUUUUUGGGGAGGCAAAAUCACCAAUCUGAUGAUCUGUGCUGGUGCCUCUGGUGCCUCUUCUUGCAUGGGUGAUUCUGGUGGCCCUCUGGUCUGUCAGCAGAAUGGAGUCUGGACUCUGGUUGGUAUCGUGUCAUGGGGAAGCAGCACCUGCUCCACUUCCACUCCUGCCGUGUAUGCCCGUGUCACCAUGCUCCGUGCCUGGAUUGACCAGACCAUUACUGCAAACUAAAUUUUCUAUUCAAAAAUUAAGUAUGAUAAUAAUAAAAUAAAAACAUCCUCUGUAUCCUUGUAAUGUAUAUAUGUUGUAAUCCACCAUUUAAAUAUGGACAAAUAUUUGAU
Messenger RNA from Xyrauchen texanus (razorback sucker), 4228 nucleotides. RefSeq names its product chymotrypsin A-like. The record is from RefSeq and is a predicted model, not a curated record. Lineage: Eukaryota; Metazoa; Chordata; Actinopteri; Cypriniformes; Catostomidae. Gene Ontology annotation, molecular function: serine-type endopeptidase activity. The coding region runs from base 3327 to 4118 and encodes 263 amino acids. Gene Ontology annotation, biological process: proteolysis. The transcript has 7 exons.